Molecule: messenger RNA, 1125 nt
Organism: Volvox carteri f. nagariensis
Lineage: Eukaryota; Viridiplantae; Chlorophyta; Chlorophyceae; Chlamydomonadales; Volvocaceae
Exons: 3
Coding region: 1-1125 (374 amino acids)
Source: RefSeq, a predicted model, not a curated record
AUGACACGGCGGGUUGGACGAUCCGACCUUCAUCACCGCACGCACACCGCCCUGCUGCACCGCACGCCAGCCAAUAACGACAUCCAAACAAACGCGCAGAGGAAGGCCUUCCGAAGUUACGCACUAAGCCCCUCGCAUUGGCUUUGCCAGCGAUCCAGAAUCUGUAGAACAGCUGGCAUUAGCCCACAAAGCCCGUCUAAGCGGGUUCUGAGGUCCGGCAAGGAGUACCCUACGCCUUCGGCCGCUGCCCUUGAGGGGGCGGCAGCAGGCGACUCCAUGACGCGAUCCACUCAGAAAGAACCAUCUUUAGAUGAGAUUUACAAGCUGCUUCAGACCCAUGCUACACAGACCAAGGCGUCCUUCGACUCCUUGCAUAGCAAGACAGAUGCGCUGGCUGCUCGUGUUGACUCGCUGGAAAAGAAUAUUCCGGAAAUAAUUACCAAAAAGGUGGAGACCGAAAUGAAGCAGUUCGAAGUUCGGGCCGCGCAGUUCAUCAUCGAAACUGUGCAGUCUCAGCUCGCGGGGGCCCCUACGUUUGCGACCGACCGCACCGGGUCUAAACAGCGUAGGAACUUGACCGGCAAAUCUGCCUACUACGAUUCCGGCUCCCUGAUCGCGUUUGGCGUCCCGGCUCUCGCGACCGCUAAGCAAGCAGCGGAAGCCAUCACCCAAGUCGUCUCCGAUGCCAGUGGAGGAAGCCUCCAGGCCUCCUUCCUCAGCGUCGAAGUACGCACUGAGAAGCCACGACCCAACCAGGCGGCCCCAACAUACAACAUCACCAUCGGCGUCACCCCCCGUGUCCGUGGUAUGCUUUUCCGACACAGCCAGGCCCUUAAGGCCAUCGGCAUCACCUUCCGGGAUGACCUCACCCCGGCAGGUCGUCAGCUCAAGCAGGCUCGGAACGCGCAGUUCCUGCGGCUGCGUGACGAGGGCCGCAAACCCAAGUGGCUGGGCCCGUACAUUGAGUACCAGCGCACCGACGGCAUGUACUACAUGGUCUCCAAGUACGACGUGUCCGACGUUCCGCCCCCCCCGCCCCAGCCCCCGGCCGGGAACGGGGCUGCGGCGGGCACAAGCGAUGGACGCGUGACCACAGAGGGUGCUGGCGAGGGGAGCGCCGCCUAG